Strongylus vulgaris is the source of this 342-nucleotide messenger RNA. Lineage: Eukaryota; Metazoa; Nematoda; Chromadorea; Rhabditida; Strongylidae. The record is from the annotation of a GenBank genome assembly.
AUGGAUCGUUCGCCGCACAAUACUUCUGUCAAAAUCAAUGCCUCGAUUCAGCGCAAGGUCCUACAGCACCACAUCACUCCAGGAAUGCAGGAAGAAAGCCGGCACAUGAAAGAUAUCAUUACAGCUCUGGACAAUUGUAUCUCGAAGGAAGAGCGAAUCAGUGAAAUGAUGACAAACACUGGAACAGACAAAGCAGCUACCUACUUAAGGAAAACUAGGAUCCGUGGAAAUGACAACUCCGCGGCACCAUGUUUGCUCUGUAACGGUACAAACCACAGAACAGCCACAUGUGACAAGCAACUCCGUAACACAAAGGCGAAGGUUUUUCCAACAGUCUGGUAG